Lotus japonicus is the source of this 1167-nucleotide messenger RNA. RefSeq lists its product as uncharacterized. The transcript has 2 exons. Gene Ontology annotation, molecular function: zinc ion binding. NCBI's taxonomy places the organism in Eukaryota, Viridiplantae, Streptophyta, Magnoliopsida, Fabales, Fabaceae. Bases 441 to 998 code for a protein of 185 amino acids. The record is from RefSeq and is a predicted model, not a curated record.
AAUACUCUAGGGGUCCCUGAAAUUGUACCCCGUAACAAAAUAAGUCCCUGAAAUUUUUUUUUCCGAUUCCGGAUCCCUGGAAUUGUUUUUUUAAUCAGAAUAAGUCCCUACACAUGUUUUUAGCCUAUCUGGCAUAUUUUUUGCUGACUCAACAUUUACACGUGACUUUUUCAUUUAUUUUAAUUACACAUGGAAUUAAAAAAACUAUUUUACUUUAUUUUAAAUAUAAAUCCUUUUUUACCUAAUUAACCUAACUCUAAUUAAACCCACUAACCUAAUUAACAUAACCCUAAAUUCCCAAAUCAAAAUCUAUCAGAACUGAAAGGAAAGAAAGGAAAGUCGAAGAAGGAGAAAGAGAAGCAGAGGUAGAAGGUGAAGGAAGGAAGCGUUAGUGUUCGACGGCGGGAACGGUGGCCACAACGACUUAGGUGAACGACGCGAUGACCCAGAACCAAAAGGCAUGGAGCGGACACGGUGGCUCGACAACGAGGAUGAACAACCAGAUGUGCGAAUCGACCCAGAACACACGAUUCUGUGCUCGAUCGUCCAGCUUCUGCACCCCAUGCCCAGAGAAAAGUUGUGGCUGUGGCAAACAAGUCAUUAUGUACAAGUCCAAUUCCAAGCUUAAUCCUGGAAAGCUUUUUUGGAGAUGUCCUGAUUGGAAGGAAAGUAGGACCUGUGGUUUCUUUGAAUGGGUCAAAGCUGAAGGUGAAGCUGAUAAUGAGGAAUCCUCUAAAGUGAAUGUAGAAUUGAAGAUUGUUGAGGACCUUACUGAGAUGAUGGACAAUAAAAUUGGUAAGCUGAGGGAAGAGCUGCAGGGAGACAUGAAGGAAAUCAUGCAGAGUGUGAUUGGCAAGAUCAUGGAAGACAAGAAUGAAAUGAAAGACAAGAAGAUUGCCAAGUUAAAGCUCAAACUGAAAAAUGAGGGCUUGAAGAGCAAUGUGUUGUUGGUGUUGUUAGUUUUAGGGUGUGCUGUAGUUUUGGCAAAGUAUUUCUAGGUUUGGUGAUGUUGUGUAAUGAACUUGAAUGCAAUGUCCCUUGUGUAAUGAAUGUAGCCAUGAAUGUAAUGCAAUCGUUUUUCAAUAGCUCCUUAUGUAAUGAAUGCUAUGUUCACUUAAUGAAAUGAAUCAGAAAUGGUUGUUGGCUCCAUUACUCUCUUUUGUUCCA